Messenger RNA from Strongylocentrotus purpuratus (purple sea urchin), 1405 nucleotides. RefSeq names its product BAG family molecular chaperone regulator 2 (gene bag2). Bases 261 to 905 code for a protein of 214 amino acids. Gene Ontology annotation, biological process: protein stabilization. Gene Ontology annotation, molecular function: adenyl-nucleotide exchange factor activity; protein-folding chaperone binding. Lineage: Eukaryota; Metazoa; Echinodermata; Echinoidea; Camarodonta; Strongylocentrotidae. The record is from RefSeq and is a predicted model, not a curated record. The transcript is spliced from 2 exons.
UGAUUACGCAAUAAUAAUAACUCCCUCAGUGUUUUGUUGUAGCUGACUCCACGGUCUUAGAAACGAUUUUUAUGGUUUCAAGAAAAGCAUUCCAGAUCAUUAUGAAACAUUAUGUGGUAUAAGAACAACAGGAGCUUUGCUUUAUUUUGCAGCGUAUGAUCAUUGAAGGCCCUACACAUUUAUUAUUUUGAGCAUAUCAGUUCAGCCAGUCGGACCCAUUCUUUGCUUCACUUCUACCGGGGCGUGUCGGGCGGAACGCGAUGGCGUGUGUGCUGGUCAGCAAGGAGACGGAGAAGGCCCAAAAUGAGAUUGCUAUUCGCGAACCAUCGUCCCCAUCAAACACUGCUCCAGAUGAGCAAGAUGGAGGAAAAAAGCCAAACGACUUUUUAUUACAGACUUUAGAUGCUUUGGAACUCCGUGUUGAGAAAAUGAGAGAGACGGCAAGAUCGAUUGAAGACGAAAAGAUUCGUUUGCUUAACUCCCUGAAUACGAUGAUGCAGAGCGAGGCCAUUGACCAUCUAUCAGGAGCCGAGCGUGAGGAGCUGGGUCUUUACAUCGAUCGUCUCAUCACCCGCUGCCUGACUGUCGACAUCAACAUCCAGACGAUCCGGACACCUGCCCAGGAGGAGUCCUUGCGGAAGGUCAAAGGUUAUCUGCGUGACCUGAUCGACACCAUGCAGGCCAACUUGGAGCAAUGCAGCCAGCGUGUGAAGCUCUACCUCAACAGUUGCCUGGGUGAGACCGAGCUGAUGGGGCCGGUCGACGACAGGUUCCAGGGCGCCCUCUUGGGCUGCGCUGCAGAGGAUCAGAAAAUGAUCCGGAAGAAAUUGCAGGAGAUCAAAGAAUCCCUGAGUGAGACGGACGCAUUUAUGGCCAGGCUGCAAGCACUAAAACUGGAUUUAUAAUGCAAUGCUAUGCAAAAUGUUUUCUUCUUUAUAAUUCAAUUUUUUAUUUUGGUUAUUGUUUCUGUAAGGCAAAGCCAUGCAGUUUCUCCCAUACAACAUUUAUUCAUAGAUUUCAUCCAAAAAUCACUAUCAUGACCACUAUUCAAUGUAACACAAAGACAUUUUCAUUCUGGUUUGAAAUAAAUGAGAAAGUGGUAAAAGCAGUAAAUAAAAGUCAUACAGGAUGAAUUGCACCAAAGAGCCCUUAAGGUACUUCGGCGAGUGCAAGCUAUAUUGGCUCAUAUAUUACCAACCACAUUUAACAUUUCAGUACAUUGAUGACUGUAUCAAGCUGAAAGCCCAAAUAGAGAUUGAAUCAGACGAAACAUGAAUUUAUGUCAAUUUACAUUCAAAAUUUGUUAGUGUAUUUUCUGAUGUUUCUUGUUUUUUGCAAGCAUAAUUACUAUAAAGUCAGAAUAUACUUGUGAGUUUUUGAAACAGUACUUAAAUGUUUGUUAUUU